ACUCAGACAAGGCUCUGUCCAGCCAGCUCAACUCAUCCACAACAGCUCUUUCAAAUGAGUUUACAAACCUCAGGCAUUUACCCAAGUUUUCCAACUCCCUUCAUUACUAUUGGUUUACUUUAAAGCAUUCUUUAAAGCUCUCUUGUUUGAGGAUAAGUGGUGCUCGAUACUUUUUAGAGAAGACAGGCGCGUACUGAAACAUCCAAAAUUGGAUUGCAGUUUCUGUUUCUCGUCUUUCAGUUGAAAAACCCGACUCGUGAUGGUUGUCCUGUCACUUAGCUUACUAAUGGUAGGAGUUGUAGUAAGUCUGACUUCAGCCGAUCUGGCUGGUGAAAUAAUAGAUAAAGAAGACUUUUUAAAGAUCCGUUUGAAAGAGUAUGGCCUUGUUACUCCCAUCAGUACAGAUGAAGAGGGACACUACCUCUCACAUCUCCUCUCGGCCAAUCACAAGCAGCGUGUGAAGCGGGACGCUUUGGAUCAGCCUGCACCAGCUGAGACGCUUUUCUAUAACAUCACUGUCUUUGGCAUUGAAUUCCACCUCCGACUAUAUUCCAAUCAUCGAUUAGUUGCUCCGGGAGCCACAGUGGAAUGGCAUGAUGAGAUUGAGGCUGAAAACGUGACUGAUAACAGAACCCACCCUGAGAAAAUACUCAGAAAAGAAUUGCUGAAAACAGACUGCGCUUUUAUUGGAGAGAUCACGGAUGUGCCUGGAGCUUCUGUUGCCAUUAACAACUGUGAUGGGCUGGCCGGUAUGAUUCGAACAGAUUCUGAUGAGUACUUCAUUGAGCCUCUGGAGAGAGGAAAAAAAGAACAUGAGGAUAGUGGAAGAGUACAUGUGGUGUACCGAAAAUCUGCAGUAUUGCAAGCUGAAUCUGACAUCUCUACGGACUUCCAGCCGAUUGAGUCUGGAUUUGAUGUGCCAAAGGUGCUGGACAAUGUUGCUAAACAAAUUAACCGGACGGCCAGGAGGCGAAGACAUGCUGGUGACGAUGACUACAACAUUGAGGUGCUUCUUGGAGUAGAUGAUUCUGUUGUCCGCUUCCAUGGAAAAGAGCAUGUGCAGAACUAUCUCCUCACCCUUAUGAACAUUGUGAAUGAGAUCUACCAUGACGAGUCAUUGGGCGUUCACAUUAAUGUUGUUCUUGUGAGGAUGAUCAUGCUUGGGUAUGCUAAGUCCAUCAGUCUCAUUGAGCGUGGCAACCCUUCACGAAGCCUGGAAAAUGUGUGCCGCUGGGCAUUUGGCCAGCAGAAGGACGAUCCAGAACACUCUGAGCAUCACGAUCACGCCAUCUUCCUGACUCGGCAAGGCUUCGGCCCCACAGGGAUGCAGGGAUAUGCACCUGUCACUGGGAUGUGCCACCCUGUCCGCAGCUGCACCCUCAAUCAUGAAGAUGGCUUCUCCUCUGCUUUUGUAGUAGCCCAUGAGACAGGCCAUGUGCUGGGAAUGGAACAUGAUGGUCAGGGCAACCGCUGUGGUGAUGAGACAGCCAUGGGAAGUGUCAUGGCCCCUCUGGUGCAAGCAGCCUUUCAUCGCUAUCAUUGGUCUAUGUGCAGUGGACAAGAACUAAAGAGAUACAUUCAUUCAUAUGAUUGCCUCUUGGAUGACCCCUUUAAACAUGACUGGCCCCAGCUUCCUGAACUUCCAGGCAUCAAUUACUCCAUGGAUGAGCAGUGUCGUUUCGAUUUUGGUGUUGGAUACAAAAUCUGUACUUCAUUUCGCACAUUUGAUCCAUGCAAGCAGCUGUGGUGUAGUCAUCCAGAUAACCCUUACUUCUGCAAAACCAAAAAGGGUCCUCCAUUGGAUGGAACUGAAUGCACGCCUGGAAAGUGGUGCUACAAAGGUCACUGCAUGUGGAAGAAUGCCAACCAAGUGAAGCAAGAUGGGGCCUGGGGUGAUUGGAGCAAGUAUGGCUCCUGCUCUCGUUCCUGUGGGACGGGCGUGCGCUUCAGAACCCGCCAGUGCAACAACCCUGUUCCAUCUAAUGAAGGUCAGGAUUGCCCGGGGGUGAACUAUGAGUACCAACUGUGUAACACAAAUGAUUGCCCCAAACACUUUGAGGACUUCAGAGCUCAGCAGUGUCAGCUUCGCAACUCUCAUUUUCAGUACCAGAACACCAAGCACCAUUGGCUUCCUUACGAGCACCUGGAUGCCAACAAAACAUGUCACCUUUAUUGCCAGUCAAAAGAAACAGGGGACGUGGCUUACAUGAAGCAGCUGGUACAUGAUGGGACAAAGUGCUCAUACAAGGACCCAUACAGCAUAUGUGUGCGUGGGGAGUGUGUGAAAGUGGGCUGUGACAAGGAAAUUGGUUCCAAUAAAGUGGAGGAUAAAUGUGGUGUCUGUGGGGGUGACAACUCCCACUGCCGUACUGUGAAAGGAACAUUUACUCGUACCCCAAAGAAAACUGGGAAAACAAGAGGAGCAUUCGUAUUACCAAAAGGAGCACGGAAUGUAUAUCUGAAUGAAUCGGAGGGACCUAGGAAUGUCAUUGGUUACCUAAAGAUGUUUCUCAUUCCCCCCGGGGCUAGACAUGUGAUGAUCCAAGAACAUGAGGCUUCUCCUCAAAUUCUUGCUAUCAAGAACCAGGCAACAGGACAUUACAUUCUCAACGGCAAAGGAGAGGAGUCGAGGCCCCGGCGCUUCAUUGAUAUGGGAGUGGAGUGGGAUUACAUAAUUGAGGACGAUGUUGAGACCCUCCACACUGAUGGUCCACUACACGAUGCAAUUGUUGUUCUGAUUGUUCCUAAGGACAAUGAGACGAGAUCUACGCUUGUGUACAAAUACAUCAUCCAUGAAGACUCGGUGCCCAUAAACAACAAUAAUGUCAUUCAGGAGGACACAUAUGAGUGGGCAUUGAAGAGCUGGUCCCAAUGUUCAAAACCUUGCGCUGGAGGGUUCCAGUACACCAAAUAUGGAUGCCGUAAAAAAGGUGACAACAAAAUGGUACAGAGAGGCUUCUGCGACAAUAGCAAGAGACCCAAACCUAUUCGCAGAAUGUGUAACCUACAAGACUGCACACAACCACAAUGGAUCACAGAGGAGUGGGAGCAUUGUACUAAAACUUGUGGGAGUUUGGGGUACCAGAUCCGCACGGUGCGAUGCGUCCAGUUCCUUCAUGAAAGCACAAAUCGCUCCAUCCACAGCAAGUACUGCAGUGGAGAAAAGCCUGAGAUCAGACGACCAUGCAACAGAGUGCCCUGCCCAGCCCAAUGGAGGACCGGAGCCUGGUCGGAGUGUUCUGUGACCUGCGGAGAGGGUGUGGCACGACGCGUGGUUACAUGUCGGAUUGGCGAUCAGUGUACUGGAGAGAAGCCGGAAUCACACAAGCCCUGCCGACAAGGAUCCUGCCAUGAUGAGCCAUGCGGAGGUGACAAGUCCAUAUUCUGCCAGAUGGAAGUUCUUGCUCGUUAUUGCUCUAUACCGGGCUACAACAAGCUCUGCUGUGAAUCCUGCAGCAAGAGAAGUGGCACUUAUACUCCUAUUUCGCACGAAGCUGCCGAGACAGAGGAGGCACUUCGCUUUGGUUCAGCCUCUCAGCUUCUGGAGACGCUCUCAGCCACUGUUAAUGGAUCUCUGAAAGUCCCUCAGCAGAGUCAACGAGAAUCCUUGUCACAAGGCCAGCUCACAAAGCAGACACCCACUCCCGCACCCCGUAAAGCCAAUGUUGAGAACAACAAGACUCAAAAGCGGAUCAAACCUGGUGCUAGGAAUCUGCCUGCAAUGUCGAUCAACAGCCCACGGAUUGAAAAUGGCCCUAAAGACACUCUUUGGCCAUUGGAAAGUUUUCACGAGAGUCAGGGUCCAACAGCAUUAUCUGAGGUAGAGAGAUGAAGUAUAAUUUGUCUUUUUUCCUCUGGACUCUCUCUCUCUCUUUUGUUUUUUUUGUAGAUAUAGAUGUGUAACAUUCAUCUUUACUAUCAGAUCAACCCGUGAUGUGUUUUAAAGAGAGAGUAAAGUGCUGGUUCACUUUGAAAUGUUCUCAGUUCCCCGCCAACAGUAUUUGAUCACACGCUGUUGUGAUGUGCCAAAGUAUCUUCUUAACAGCUCGUUCAGUGGGGGGGGGGGGGUGUCGAAAAUCUUACGUACAGUAUAGAGACUCCAAAGUGGUACUUAGUUAGGAAAUGGUUGUAGUUAUAUAAAACCUCAAAAUCCUAACAGAUUUAUUUUUAUCAACUCCAAACUUGGAUUUGUUUGACCAAUAUUUAUGAACGUUCCUGUAAAUACUGUAUAUGGCAAAUGUCAGUAUUAUUUUUUU
Paramisgurnus dabryanus is the source of this 4256-nucleotide messenger RNA. RefSeq names its product ADAM metallopeptidase with thrombospondin type 1 motif, 3 (gene adamts3). Gene Ontology annotation, biological process: proteolysis; extracellular matrix organization. The record is from RefSeq and is a predicted model, not a curated record. NCBI's taxonomy places the organism in Eukaryota, Metazoa, Chordata, Actinopteri, Cypriniformes, Cobitidae. Gene Ontology annotation, molecular function: metalloendopeptidase activity. Gene Ontology annotation, cellular component: extracellular matrix.